Molecule: messenger RNA, 222 nt
Organism: Macrosiphum euphorbiae (potato aphid)
Lineage: Eukaryota; Metazoa; Arthropoda; Insecta; Hemiptera; Aphididae
Source: the annotation of a GenBank genome assembly
AUGUUCAGUGGGUUCCAGAUCGACGAAGAAAAAGGUUAUCGGACAUUUGGUGAUUUUGUGAAGUACGUUAGUGACCUGCCUGACCUCAAAAGGCGCAAUUCUAGCUCAGAUUCAAUUAGAUCCGAUGAUGUAGAUUGGAUGUAUAUUGCAGAUGAUGAUUCGAGUGGGUUUAUCAUCUUUUAUCUGGCAGAUUUAAUAUUGGGAAUCCUUGUCUUUCAAUAA